AACUUAAGAUCUCUAUCAUGUAGAUUCAAACUCUUUAUUCACUGGGACAUCCCCUAAGGUCUUUGUGGGCUCCACCAAUGAAGGGGAUGGGGUUUGUUAACACUACCGCCAGUGCUGUGUUGGUGCUGGUGCUACCGGUGGUGUGGCACUCUUUGAUGGCAGUGAUCUUUGUGGGUAAUGGUCUUUGUGGGCUCCACCAAUGGAAGGCGAUGGGGUUUGUUAAUACUACCGCCAGUGCUGUGUUGGUGCUGGUGCUACCGGUGGUGCUGGCACUCUUUGAUGGUAGUGAUCUUUGUGGGCUCCGCCAAUGGAAAGCCAUUAGAUCAAGCAAGGGGCAAGGUGCAAGGGGCAAGGUGCAAGGUGCAAGGGGCAAGGUGCAAGGUGCAAGUGAUCUUUACGCCCGUAGACUAACUAGUAAUGUUCAGAAACGCGGCUACGUUUUGCUAACCCCUCAACUUUUUGUUCUGUGGCAGAUUAGUCCCCCAACUGAUUUCAUGCACAAACUAAUCCUCAACCUCAUCGUCGGUGGCAAAGAAGCCCUUCUACAACGGAUGAUGCUAUCAAUCCGUUAAUUUCCCACCAAAACUUAAUAGACAUACUCUAUUAAACUUUAAAAUGUUUA
Rubroshorea leprosula is the source of this 622-nucleotide messenger RNA. The record is from the annotation of a GenBank genome assembly. NCBI's taxonomy places the organism in Eukaryota, Viridiplantae, Streptophyta, Magnoliopsida, Malvales, Dipterocarpaceae.